Molecule: messenger RNA, 1220 nt
Organism: Glycine soja
Lineage: Eukaryota; Viridiplantae; Streptophyta; Magnoliopsida; Fabales; Fabaceae
Product: serine acetyltransferase 5-like
Exons: 2
Coding region: 144-1004 (286 amino acids)
Cellular component (GO): cytoplasm; cytosol
Molecular function (GO): L-serine O-acetyltransferase activity
Source: RefSeq, a predicted model, not a curated record
GAAGUGAAGUGUAUAUAAAAUACUUUGGAAGUGUCGUGAAGAGCCAAUAACGGUUUUUUGUGUGUUUCUUUCUCUCUCAUGUUGUAGUAUCUCACUAGUGUUUUUCAUUCGUUUCUGAACCACACAAACAUCACCACCGAACAAUGCCGACGGGGUUACCGGCGGCGAAUUCCUUAGUGGCGCCGGACGAAGAGGGGUGGGUGUGGGGGCAGAUCAAGGCGGAGGCGCGCCGCGACGCCGAGUCGGAGCCUGCUUUGGCGAGCUACCUCUACUCGACGAUCCUCUCGCACUCGUCGCUCGAGCGUUCUCUGUCUUUUCACCUCGGAAAUAAGCUCUGUUCCUCCACGCUUCUCUCGACGCUCCUUUACGACCUGUUCCUCAACGCCUUCUCCUCCGACCCCUCCCUCCGCUCCGCCGCCGUCGCCGAUCUCCGCGCUGCCCGCGAACGCGACCCCGCCUGCGUCUCCUACUCCCACUGCCUCCUCAAUUACAAAGGCUUCCUCGCUUGCCAGGCGCACCGUGUGGCGCAUCUGUUGUGGCGGCAAUCACGGCGGCCAUUGGCUUUAGCGCUGCACUCUCGCAUCGCAGAUGUGUUUGCGGUGGACAUUCACCCGGCGGCAAGGAUUGGGAAGGGGAUUCUGUUCGACCAUGCCACUGGGGUGGUGGUAGGGGAGACAGCGGUAAUCGGGAACAAUGUGUCGAUCCUGCACCAUGUUACUCUGGGUGGGACUGGCAAGGUUGGUGGAGACCGGCAUCCUAAGAUUGGGGAUGGGGUGCUUAUUGGUGCUGGUGCUACCAUUCUGGGGAAUAUUAAGAUUGGGGAAGGUGCAAAGGUUGGUGCUGGUUCGGUGGUUUUAAUUGAUGUGCCACCACGGACAACAGCAGUUGGGAACCCGGCGAGGUUGGUUGGUGGGAAGGAGAAGCCCUCUAAGCAUGAGGAUGUGCCUGGGGAGUCUAUGGACCAUACUUCCUUUAUCUCUGAGUGGUCAGAUUAUAUCAUUUGAAUUUCUAAGGUUAAUCAAUUAAUGAAUGAAUACUUCAAAUCAAAUGCUAUGUGUUCUGCUGUUCUAGAGUUUUGUAAUUUUAUAUUUGGAUUGAGAUUUUGUAGAGACCACACUCUGCUUAAUUAUACUGUAUUAUGACUGGAAAUUUUGGCAGCCUGCAAUAUAGUGACAUAUUGUGCAACAGAUUAUAUAAAGCUGGUUUUGUUGGUUAUGUUA